CGGAUACGAAUAAUAUCAACAUAUUGCUUAAGUAAAUCAGUCGAUAGCUAUGUGACCUGAAAUAAUCAACUUGUGACAUACAAUAAGUCAAUGAUAAAUAGGUUUAUGAAUAAAUACUAUUGUAAUGCAUAAUAAUUUAUAAGUUUAAUCAUAUAAAGAGUAAAAUUUGACCACUUAUUUGGCUUUUAUGUUGGAUAAUUGGAAUAUUGAGUCUAGAAAUUUGAAAAUUACCUCCCAUGAUCUUAUUCGGAUACGGAUAUAUCCAGUUCCAUAUUCAUAUUUGUCUCAAAAUCUCCUAUCAUAUUUUAUUUUUUAUUUGUUUAAUAAAUUCGGAUACGAAUAAUUUCUAUUUCCAUUUUGGUUCGGACGCGGAUGUUUCGGAUGCGAAUAGGCAUUUUUUCGAAUACGAAUAUCAGAUAUUUAUCCGCUACCAAUUUCCAUCCCUAAGCACAGCAAACACUCGAUCAACCCCCCACUCCCGGCGUACCAAAAGCAACGACGUCUACAAGGCCACACGAACACCAGAUGGCCUGCGCCUUCUUCUUCGACGCCGAGCCGGUCGGCGAGCCCGGCGUGCACGCGCUGGACGCGUGCGCGCUCUGCGCCAAGCCGCUGGCACGGGACUGCGACAUCUUCAUGUACAGAGGGGACACGCCCUUCUGCAGCGAGGAGUGCCGCCACGAGCAGAUGCACCUCGACGCCGGCUGCGCCAGGCAGGCGGCCAGGGCGGCCGCCCGGAGGCAGAAGCAGUUCUCUUCGGGAACGGAGUCCGGGCGUGCGCGCCGGGAGUCCUGGGAGGUGUCCGUCGCGAGCUAACCGGCAAACAAGAUCUGCGUGCACGAAGACGGCGU
This is a messenger RNA of Triticum aestivum (bread wheat), 851 nucleotides long. RefSeq names its product FCS-Like Zinc finger 2-like. The transcript has a single exon. The coding region runs from base 526 to 816 and encodes 96 amino acids. The record is from RefSeq and is a predicted model, not a curated record. Lineage: Eukaryota; Viridiplantae; Streptophyta; Magnoliopsida; Poales; Poaceae.